This is a messenger RNA of Nicrophorus vespilloides, 1970 nucleotides long. RefSeq names its product selenocysteine-specific elongation factor (gene eEFSec). The transcript is spliced from 5 exons. Gene Ontology annotation, molecular function: translation elongation factor activity; GTPase activity; GTP binding. The coding region runs from base 66 to 1970 and encodes 634 amino acids. The record is from RefSeq and is a predicted model, not a curated record. Lineage: Eukaryota; Metazoa; Arthropoda; Insecta; Coleoptera; Silphidae. Gene Ontology annotation, biological process: selenocysteine incorporation.
UUAACUUAACCUAUCUUUAUUUCAUAUAAUUUUAUUAUUUGCUGUACAUUUCUUUCCAUCCAAAGAUGCCUAUGAAUUUAAAUAUUGGAAUAUUGGGACACAUUGAUUCCGGAAAAACGAGUCUUGCCAAAUGUUUAAGUGAGAUUGCAAGCACUGCUUCCUUCGAUAAAAGUUCCCAGUCUCAGGCAAGAGGUAUCACCUUGGAUUUGGGAUUUAGCAGUUUCACUCUACCAGCACCUGAUCACUUAUGCAAUGACAUUAAAGAGAUUCAAUAUACUCUUGUAGACUGUCCAGGCCAUGCAAGUCUUAUUAAAACCAUCCUCGGAGGUGCACAGAUUAUUGAUAUGAUGAUCCUUGUGAUUGAUGUUACUAAAGGCAUACAAACUCAAACAGCAGAGUGUAUUAUUAUUGGUGAAAUAACUUGUAAAAAGUUAAUAUUGGUUUUAAACAAGAUUGAUUUACUUGAUCUUGAAGAACGUAGCAAGAAUAUUAAUAAGGUCAAAACUAAGAUGUUGCAAGUCCUCAAUAACACAUCUUUUGGUAAUGAGAAUAUACCAGUUAUUGGUGUUUCUGCCACACAAAAAUUAGGAAUUGAUGAGCUGAAAGAGUGCAUUUCAAAAUUUACUUAUCUUCCAAACAGAAGCAAAAAUGAUAAACUGCUGUUCUCCUUUGAUCAUUGUUUCAACAUCAAAGGACAAGGAACUGUGUUAACUGGGACCAUUAUUCAAGGCUCUGUCAAGAUAAAUGAUGAAAUUAAUAUUCCUGAGCUUGGUGCAUCAAAAAAAGUUAAGUCUAUGCAGGUUUUCAGGAAACCUGUAUCUGAGGCUAUGCAAGGUGAUAGAGUUGGAAUUUGCAUCAAUCAAUUAGAUGCUAAGCUCUUGGAAAGAGGUUAUGCUUGUACACCUGGCUUUGGGAAACUCAUCAAUUUCGGUAUUAUCAAAUUGAAUGCCAUUAAGUAUUUCAAGGAAACAAUCAAGACCAAGUCGAAAUAUAACAUAACGAUUGGUCACGAGACGAUCCCAGCUGAAAUUACGCUGUUUUCAUGCGAUCAAGACAAUGAAGUAUAUGAUUUAAAAAACGAAUACUUGUUUGAAGAAACUUACGAUAUCGAUGAAACGAAUAAACGCAAUUACUUUGCGCUUUUGCAAUUCGAUAAGCCUUUCUUUUCUGUGCCUUAUGCGAUUAUGAUUGGUACAAAGUUAGAUACCAGUAGUAAAUGUAGAAUUGCCUAUUGGGGUAGGCUACUGGAUUCCUGGAGUGAUAAAAGUGUCUUGAAUGAGAUGCGAGUUUAUAAAACUUGCUGUAAACAUGGGGCUGUGGAUAGAAUAGUUAACGAGAAUGCUGUGAUAAUAAAGAACAUGUUCCAUAAGAAUAGCGAUAUGCAAAAGUUUUGCAACUUUAAUGUCGAAUUAUCGAAUGGGGCGAUUGGUUAUAUUGAAGGUAGUUUUGGUAAAAGUGGGAAGGUGAAAGUUUGCUUCAAAGAAAGUAUAAAUAUUGAUGAUUCUAAAGGGAAGGCCAUGGAAGUGACUUUGAAGUUUAAGAAAUAUAUUUUUGAUGUAAAUAAAACGAUUUUAACCAGCACAUCAGCACAUGACAUGGAGGAUAUCAUUCCUGAAGAAAAUAAUGAACAUAGAGAAACCCCCACCACCAUCAGUUGGGACAGAUGGGGUACUCUGUGCAAGACUACCUUCAGGCGACAAAUGUCGUGCAUAUCUAAACGGCUGAAUCCUCCAAGAUUGAGUAACAAGUAUACACUAUGGGAAUACUUUAGAAAAUGCCUUGAUCAAACAAUCAUAAGGAACAUGAAUCUGAAAUCCAAAGAGGAAUUGGAAGAAGCUGUAGAAAAACUUAUUACUUCUACACAAAACGCUGCCUGGAGUACACCUGCUACAGGAACAAACAACUUAAAGCAUGGUUGUCCUGCAAACAUCAGAAGGGCAGUUACGGAGAAGAGGAAGCUUAUUAAAUAG